Mytilus californianus (California mussel) is the source of this 3249-nucleotide messenger RNA. RefSeq names its product neurogenic locus notch homolog protein 1-like. The transcript is spliced from 22 exons. Gene Ontology annotation, cellular component: membrane. The record is from RefSeq and is a predicted model, not a curated record. Gene Ontology annotation, molecular function: calcium ion binding; signaling receptor binding; metalloendopeptidase activity. Lineage: Eukaryota; Metazoa; Mollusca; Bivalvia; Mytilida; Mytilidae. The coding region runs from base 1 to 3132 and encodes 1043 amino acids. Gene Ontology annotation, biological process: proteolysis.
AUGGAAUUAGCUGAAAGUUUCCAAGUUCUACGAGAUGGUCAGAUAUUAUUGGCUAAUGGCAUACAUCCGGAAGAUGGAUAUAAAGCCAAGGCAGAUAAACAAGAUAAACAUAUGCUGACACAUCAACAAAAAGUGGAACUUGGUCUGGAAUCAGAAAAGCCCAGUGAAGGUCAUGGUAUUGUUUCACAAAGAGCAUUUACGGCAGGAAAUAAUCUGUGGCCAGGUGGCAUUGUACCUUAUGAAAUCAACACAACUUCACUUACACACGAAAGAGCUAUACCUGUAAUCGAAGAAGCUAUUAAAAGAUUUAACGAAACCACAUGUAUACAAUUUCUUCCUCAUACAAAGACUCUAGAAGAAGAACUAGGGCACACUGGAUGGGUUAAUUUCGUAAGUAGCGGAGGCUGCUGGUCUUAUGUUGGAAAGGUGUUUGGUGGACAGUCCAUCAGUUUAGGACAGCCAGGGUGUUUAUGGGUUGGAGUUGCUAUCCAUGAAAUGGGUCAUGCAUUAGGUGAAUGGCAUGAACAGAGCAGAACUGACAGAGAUAACCAUUUAAAUAUGAGGUGGGAUAUUCUGGGAGAGUCGACAAAGGGUGAUGCAAACUAUGGUAAAAUGGAUACACGAAACUAUAACCCAUAUGAUUAUGAAUCAGUUAUGCAGUACGGCGCUGGGAGCGGCAUGGAAGUUUUACAACCUGAAUUAAAGUUCUUGACAAAUUAUGGUGGUGAUUUAUCAUAUUAUGACAUAAAAGAUAUAACGGAUGCAUACAGAUGUACAGAUAAGUGCGUGAAUCCACCUAAAUGUCAAAAUGGUGGCUUUCUGAACUUCCAAUGUAUUUGUAAAUGUCCCGAAGGACUUGGAGGAGAUACUUGUGAGUCAGUGAUAAAUGGGGAAGUAUGUGGUGGAAUAAUUGAUAUUAACGCAGGACAGGAAACCACUAUUACAACACCCAAUUAUCCAGAUAGUUACAAACUUGAUACAAAAUGUGUCUGGUUAUUACGGGCUCCAGAGAAUUUACAUGUCAGAGUGAAUGUUGAUGUCUUUCAUUUGCCAGUGGUUAAUAAUAAUAAGUGUUAUCAUUGGUUGGAGGUCCGGUAUAACCUGGUUGGCCAAACAGGUGUAAGGAAAUGUGGUACAACUGCCGGUGAUGUGUGGACAACAUCUUCGUGGGGCGAACAAAACUUAAUGUUGUUGAUAUUUGAUAGUGUUUAUGGAAAGAACCAUCCUGCCGAUAAAGGUUUUUCUCUUAGAGCAAACACUGUCCAUAAAGGUUGCAUUCCUGUUCCAUGUAUCAAUGGAGUGUGUAAAGAAUGCGAAGCAGGAGAAUUUAGAUGUCAAUGUGAUCCAGGUUUUGAAGGGACACUGUGUGAUACUAUGGAAGCUUCAGCACAACUUGAGUGCUCGUUUGAACGUUCCAGCAAAUGUUUUCUGAGAAAUACAAAAGAGGACGAUUUUGACUGGAUAACAUAUUCGGGCCAAACACCUUCUGAUAUAACAGGACCAGAUGGAGCACUCACAGGAGAUAACUACAUAUAUGCUGAAGGGUCAUCUCCUAGAACCACGGGACAAAAAGCUAUACUUGAAUCAGACAUUCACUUCCCAGCGGGAGAUUACUGCUUAACACUUAAUUACAACAUGUUUGGUGCUGAUGUGGGAUCGCUAAGUGUUUCUGUAAAUGAUUCUCAAGGCGAUCGUCAGUUAUGGACAUUAUCUGGAAAUCAAGGAGCAAGCUGGAGAACAGCUAAUGUGUAUAUACUAGCAGAAAGUGGUUUUAAGAUCCGUAUUGAAGGAGUACGAGGCAGUAACUGGGAAAGUGAUAUAGCUUUAGAUGAUUUAAAAAUUUCCCCUGGAUUAUGCGAGGAUCCAAAACCAUUAGAUUGUAUAUCAAGUAUUAAAGGUACAGAUUACACUGGCACCGUCAACACUACAGUAGGUGGACUAACGUGUCAAAGAUGGGACUCUAGUAGUCCGAUUAAGCAUUCUUAUCAUGAUUAUGAUGAUCACGAAAAUUAUUGCCGUAAUAUACGAGGAGACGAAAAUAUGGUGUGGUGCUACACCACAGACCCUGGUACGACGUGGGAUUUUUGUAAUGUCCAACGUUGUGACAUAGAAGAAUGUAUAAGGUCUCAGAAUGGUUAUGAUUAUAUGGGAACCAAAAAAACUACAGAACAGGGAUUGACUUGUAAAGAUGGUACGUUUUGUACGGCUAGCGCAAAUUCACCGGCACCUUUUUGCUACGUCGAUGACCCUGACACCCGAUGGGAUUCAUGUAUCAUACCUAAAUGCACAACUCAGCCAGACGAAUGCAUAAAGACAUCACUAGGAAAGGAUUAUUUUGGUAAAGUCAGUACAACCAAGUCAGGAAAGACUUGCCAAGCUUGGAGUAAACAGGAACCACAUAAGCAUGGAUUUUGGGCUAUGAAUGAUGAGAGCAAUUAUUGUAGGAACCCGGACGGAGAGCCAGCUCCAUGGUGUUAUACAACUGAUAGUGAGACACGAUAUGAAAUGUGCGAUAUUCCAUUUUGUCAGGACUUAGUCUGCAGAUCUAACCCAUGUGAAAAUAAGGGAAUCUGUGCGGAGGUAGCUGGAGGAUUUAAAUGUAAAUGUCCCUACGGGUAUACAGGAGAUACCUGCAGCACUAGAGACAAAAGUGUGGAGGAUUGCAAGAGGUCAAUCGCAGGUACUGAGUAUAAAGGAAUGAUAAACACCACCAUCAGUAACAGGACCUGUCAGAGGUGGGAUUUGGAUACUCCUCAUGAUCACAACUAUAAUAAUGUAAAUGCAGAGAACUAUUGUCGUAAUCCAGACAAUGAACCGGAACCUUGGUGUUAUACUACUGACCCUGAUAAGCGAUGGGAAUCUUGUGAUAUUCCAUUUUGUACAACUCCAGCACAAGAAUGUGUAAGUUCCCUUUAUGGCGAUGACUACUUUGGAACUGUCCGCCAGACAAAGAAUGGAAUUCCAUGUCAGAAAUGGAGUGAAUUGACCCCGCAUUCACAUUCAUACAAUACGAAACUAAAGGACCAGGAUAACUAUUGUAGGAACCCCACAGCACCUGGGGACAAUUUCCCAUGGUGCUACACUAUAGACCCAGAUGUCAGAUGGGAUUUUUGUGAUAUACCUAGAUGUUAAGUGUACUACGAUUGAACUUAUUGUAAAUUGAAUCGAUAUAUUGUUCCAUUUAAAUGAUUUAAAAUACUAGUACAUGUUUUUGACUUCUAUAUGAAAUAAACACUACUUGCAACUUUU